AUGGUCAAUGCUUUGAAGGGCAUUCUAAUUGAGUGCGACAUCCCAAUGAAGCAGUUCAUUGUCAGCAUUAACGACCAGCUGCCAAACGCUCAAAAGUUUAUCAUCUACGACCUGGACGACACGCACCUCUUUGUGCAGCCCCAUGUGGCAGACAUGCUGCAAAACAAAGUGAAGGACUUUUUGGACAAGAUUACAUAUGAGAAACCAGCCUAA
This is a messenger RNA of Klebsormidium nitens, 213 nucleotides long. Lineage: Eukaryota; Viridiplantae; Streptophyta; Klebsormidiophyceae; Klebsormidiales; Klebsormidiaceae. The record is from the annotation of a GenBank genome assembly.